Molecule: messenger RNA, 2363 nt
Organism: Schizosaccharomyces cryophilus OY26
Lineage: Eukaryota; Fungi; Ascomycota; Schizosaccharomycetes; Schizosaccharomycetales; Schizosaccharomycetaceae
Product: meiosis inducing protein Mei3
Exons: 1
Coding region: 1462-1866 (134 amino acids)
Source: RefSeq, a predicted model, not a curated record
AUAUAAGUGAUCAAAGUGAUUGGUACCGCCAUGUCUCUCUUUCCGAAAAGAAGGUCGAAAGGAAACAUAAACAAAUUCUAAUUGACUGUAAAUACCAAUGUAUCAAUGUCAACAAACUGUCCAAGGAGACGAAAUAGAAACACAAACCCAUUUGAGAAUUUUGAUCGGAAUUUUUUUUUUCUUAAGGUCAUAAAAGACACCUAGUAGGCAUAAUAUUCAUCUUUUUUUGUUUUUCUAACCUGUCUUUAUUACUGAUGAACAAGAACAAGAAAUAAAAUUUCGGUUGUUUACUGGUUCCGCUUAUGACUCAUUAGCAGUCAUAAUCCCUCGUCAUUCUAAACUCCAAAGGUUCCUUCGAUUAUGUAGGAGACGAAAAAGAAAACCAAUCAUUGGCGACGUGGUUGGAUGCCGUGUUUUCAUUCGACUCUUAAUGCUUCAGUUUGCAGCAGGCUAUUUGUUUACGAUCCAGCACACCCUUCAGAAGAAACUUUAAGACUAAUCCUGAAGCGAUGGAAUAUAUUAGAUGAUGUCAGAGCCACCAAGUCAUAUAGAAAAUGGGAAGCUUAUUUAACAGUGCUUGUCACAAGUCUGUCUUCACCGAUAAAUGAAAAAUCAAAAGAGAUAUUACAAAUGAAAUCCUGUUGGCUUAAAUAUAGUGCAGAAUAUAGUUUCGUCGUGCUGCUAUACAUAGAGGACACCUGGAGAAUCGGGUAGAAUGGAAAGACAAAGUCAAACAAGCAAAGAAGACUUUUUCCUUUUUUUGUUUAUACUUAAAUACUCCUCUCCAUCCAUUACAUGUCAAAUUCAGUAGCAGAGGGCUUUACGAUUCAUUUUUAGGUCCACAUUCAAGACAUUGUACUCUGUGUAUCGUCCUAAAGAGGUUAUAUAAUGUUGUUACUUCGCUGGGAAGCGUAGCAGCUUGUUCUAUGGAUGAUAGGAUUCGUAUACAGAAAAGAACAAAUGACAUGAAACUAAAGGUUCUUUUUCUUAAGGUAGAACUCUAAAACUGAUUACUGAUUUCUGUUUUCUUUUAUUUUCGAUGUGUUUUUGAACGUCCACAUCCAUAACUGUGGAGAGACAUCGCGACGCGACCAUAGACGACCCAAAGAGGUGAAUUGCGAGAAUCAAAGGAUGUAAAUGAAUUGAUUACACAAGAAAAAGAAAAAAGAUUUUUAAAUAAUGAUUGGAAUUAUUUUCCAAGGAACCUGAAGUUUCUAAAACCAAUUUCUACCUUUUCCUACUAUUUAUAUAUAUUUUAACUUUUAUACAAUUCGUUUUCUAUACUAGCUGUAUCCAUUUAUUUACAAGGUUUCGAGUUUUCUGCUUGACUGAGUUGGGUUGAAAGAACUGACUGAUUUAUUAUAAGUAUGGUACCGAUUUCACCUUGUUCUUCAGCUUACCUUGAUUGAUCUGCUUUAAUAAUAAACAAUUCUUCAUUAUCCUUAAAUCUGUUUUUAAAAGAUGAACCCUUCCAACGGCAAUAACAACAACAACAACAAUGCUUCUUUUCAAACCCCACGCAAUCCCUCUCCUACUACUACAAGACGUGUCUCCAAAACAAGCUCUUCCAGUGCUACAGGUAACGCUACUUCAGCGUCCCCUUUACGUAGCUACCCUAUGAAGCGCACAAAACGCACUUACCACCGUUCUCCACAAUUAGUGCCUUUGGCUACGUCGCAAUCAGAGAAUAAGGAGAAUCUUUUAAAGGAUACCAAUUCUUCUUCCGUUAAACCUACAAAGCGUGCACUAGCGGCCUCAGAAAUCAUGAAUGAGACUACAAUGUUAGAUCUCUUUCAUACAUCAAUGUGCGACGCGACCAUGGAUAUUACCAAACGCGUAAACAAUGAAUCUGGCGAGAACUUGUAAACAAAUCAUAGGUCCAAAAGAAAAAUCAAAGGACUGAUUCUUAUUUUGGUUGAAUGAAGUUUUCGAAAUGUUUUUUUUCUAAAGACAUUCUUAUUCGUUGCAGCAAUCCUCGUUUUCCUUAUUUGUUUUGUUUUCAUCUUUUUUGCCAAAAAAAAAAAGACUUAAUUUUGUGCGAUUGUUGCAUUUCUCCCUUGAAAUCCUUGAUUCUUCCCUCUCUCGUCUUUCUAUUUUUUGUAAUUUUCAGUUUUCUAAUGCGUUUUGAUGUACCGUUUCGUUUUUUAUUUGGGACACUUAUAAUUCACAAUUUCAUUUCUCGUCUCAUUCAUAGACCUUACAAGUCUAUGCUUCUUCCAUGAUCUCUUGUCUUCCUAAUUUAUCCAUUGUCUUUCAUUUGAAUCGUUAUUUGUUUUUCUUUUUAACCUUUAUAUAUCCUUACUCUAAUUAAUUUUAUAUUCUAUAAUCCUUUCAUCCUUUGACAUGGGAAAUUUGAAACGUUU